This is a messenger RNA of Mycosarcoma maydis (corn smut), 3756 nucleotides long. Its product is annotated as putative ATP-dependent protease. Gene Ontology annotation, cellular component: mitochondrial matrix. The transcript has a single exon. Gene Ontology annotation, biological process: chaperone-mediated protein complex assembly; protein catabolic process; protein quality control for misfolded or incompletely synthesized proteins. The coding region runs from base 1 to 3756 and encodes 1251 amino acids. The record is from RefSeq and is a predicted model, not a curated record. Lineage: Eukaryota; Fungi; Basidiomycota; Ustilaginomycetes; Ustilaginales. Gene Ontology annotation, molecular function: ATP hydrolysis activity; single-stranded DNA binding; serine-type endopeptidase activity.
AUGAUUCCUUUACAAAGGCAUGCGGCAUGCAGCGCCGCUCGCUGGCGCACCUCAGCUUUUGGCUCCGCCACCCUAAGUUCACGGCGUCUCACGACCUUGUCCUCCACCGCUGCUGCCAUCGCGCGCAAGUCGUCAGUAACUCCGUUCCCUUCCACCAGGAUACCCUCCUCCAUCGAUAUAAGCAAAGUCAUUCCCACACCAACGGCUUCAGCCCAUACUCGCUUUUUGUUCACUUCGACGCCGCAGUAUCUGCCAAGGAUGAAGAAGCUCGAAAAGUUGCUCAAAGACGGCGAGCAGAUCGACGAAGAAGAGCACGACGGGCACAAAGAGCACGAGAGUCGACGCGAGCCAGGCGCGUUUGAAGCAAAAUCCGAGUCUUCUGGCUCGUCUUCUUCCACGGGCAGAUCGGCUACUGGUGGCACACCAGCUUCUGGCGCCGGCGCCGGCUCAGGUUCUGGCUCCGGUGCAAGUGGCUCCGGCUCUGGCUCUGGCUCUGGCUCUGGCUCUGGCUCUGGCUCUGGCUCUGGCUCUGGGUCAGGAAACAACUCAAUCACUCGUUCUACGGUGCCAUCCGUGUAUCCCCAAGUGCUUGCACUUCCCAUCACCCGACGUCCACUCUUCCCCGGUUUCUACAAAGCCGUCGUUAUCAAGAAUCGGGCCGUAUGCGCUGCCAUAAAAGAAUCGCUCAAGCGAGGCCAGCCAUACAUUGGUGCCUUCUUGCUUAAGGACGAGGAGGAGGAUGCUGAUGUCAUCACUGACCUCAGCAAAGUUCAUAAGGUUGGUGUCUUUGCCCAGGUCACUAGCGUCUUUCCUGUCCAGGGCGGUGGCCAAACAGGAAGCAGUAAGAAGGGCAAGGAUGGAGAGGAAAAGUCCGAAGAUGAAGAGGGUAUCACCGCCGUCCUCUAUCCGCAUCGCCGCAUUCGCAUCGACGAACUCAUCACCCCCACAGGUGAAACUAUUCCUUCGCCCCCACCAGGCUCUGAGGGCGCCGGUCCUGCCAACCCCAUAAGCGAUGAGGCGGCCAAUGAAGCCGUCAAAGCUGCUUCCAUCGCCAGGGUCGACGAUAUUCAGCAAGAGGCUCGAGACGAUGGGAUUCUACCUGAAGUCAACGAUGCCUCUGCAGCUCAUCUGCAGCAAAAUGCACCGCCUUCGCCUCCUGCAGCUGUCGACGGAGAAUCUGUCGCUAACUCUGACGGCACAGCUAUCGAAGGUCAAGACAUGCCCUCUCACUCUGCGCCUUUCCAGACAUCGUUCCUUCAGGACUACGCGGUCUCGCUCGUCAACGUCACCAACCUUGCUGCCGCUCCCCACGACAAGCGCAACGACCAGUACAUCCGUGCCGUCAUGUCCGAGUUGAUCAGUGUUUUCAAGGACAUUGCUCAGCUUAAUCCGCUCUUCCGCGACCAGAUUGCCAACUUUUCAAUCUCGCAGGGCGCAGGCAACGUGUUCGAGGAACCCGAGAAGCUUGCCGAUUUUGCUGCUGCUGUCUCGACCGGCGAAGUGGGCGAGCUGCAGGCCGUACUCGAGGCUCUCGACAUUCGUGAACGCCUUCAAAAGGCCCUCGUCGUGCUCAAGAAGGAGCUCAUGAAUGCUCAGCUGCAGAGCAAGAUCAGCAAAGAUGUCGAGUCCAAGAUCCAGAAGCGACAGCGCGAGUACUACCUCAUGGAACAGCUCAAGGGCAUCAAGAAGGAGCUCGGCAUCGAGAGCGACGGUAAGGACAAGAUGGUCGAAAAAUUCCGCGAAAAGGCUGCCCAACUCAACAUGCCUGAAGCCGUCCGCAAAGUGUUCGAUGAGGAACUCAAUAAGCUUCAGACUCUCGAGCCUGCCGCAAGCGAAUUCAAUGUCACUCGCGGCUAUCUCGACUGGCUCACCAGCAUUCCGUGGGGCGUCCACUCGCCUGAGAACUAUUCAAUCUCUAACGCGACUGGUGUUCUUGACGAAGAUCACUACGGACUUUCCGACGUCAAGGAUCGCAUCCUCGAGUUCCUAGCCGUUGGUAAGCUCAAGGGCACUGUAGAAGGCAAGAUCAUCUGCCUUGUCGGACCUCCUGGUGUCGGAAAGACUUCGAUCGGCAAGUCGAUCGCACGUGCCGUCGAGCGUCAAUUCUUCCGCUUCAGCGUUGGAGGUCUCAGCGACGUAGCCGAAAUCAAGGGCCACCGAAGGACCUACGUUGGUGCCAUGCCAGGUAAGGCCAUCCAGGCGCUCAAGAAGGUUGGCACCGAGAACCCGCUCAUCCUCAUCGAUGAGGUUGACAAGAUCGGACGAGGUCACAACGGUGAUCCCUCUUCGGCUCUGCUUGAAAUGCUCGACCCCGAACAGAACGGCUCGUUCCUGGAUCAUUACAUGGAUGUUCCCGUUGAUCUCUCGCGAGUCUUGUUCGUUUGCACCGCCAACACGCUCGAGACCAUCCCACAGCCUUUGCUGGACCGUAUGGAGGUCAUGGAGGUGUCGUCAUACACAGCUGACGAGAAGCGACACAUUGCGCGCGGCUACUUGGCUCCUCAAGCCAAGGAGGCUUCUGGCCUGCAGGAUGCCAACAUUGAACUUCCAGACGAGACGAUUGAUUUCCUCAUCAAGCAUCACGCUCGAGAGAGUGGUGUGCGUGGUCUUCGAAAGCUGCUCGAAAAGGUCUAUCGCAAGAUUGCAUUCGACAUUGUCAAGCAGCACGGCGAGUCGGUGUUCCCGGAGCCCAAGGAGGGCGAGCUGGCCAGCGCCAAGAAGGAUGCUGUUCCCAGUUCGCACGCCGCUGCAGGCUCUGCCGACAGCACCGCCCAGUCAGUGACCCCACCUCAUGUUGACAGUCAGCCGGCGGAGGGCAGCGAGACGCUAUCGCCAUUCACUGAGCCAUCAGCCUCUUCGGGUGAGGCAACACCAGACAGUCAGCCCAAGCAGGACGGAAAAUUGCCUGGCAAGGAAGCCGCUGGCGAGGCGCCUGCUAAGGUGACAACGGAGAAGCGUCAACCCAUGGCGGUGCCCAAGGACGUAAAGGUGGUGAUCACCAUCGACAGCCUGCGCAAGUAUCUCGGACCUCCCGUCUACCACAAAGACCGUCUGUACACUAGCGCCAUGCCUGCUGGUGUGUCGACGGGACUCGGCUACCUUGGCAACGGUUCCGGCUCGCUGAUGCCUAUCGAGACAACCAUCAUGCCAGGCAAGGGUGGCUUACAAUUGACGGGUAAGCUGGGUGACGUGAUCAAGGAGUCAGCUUCCAUUGCUCUCUCUUGGAUGAAGACCAACGCGUUUGACCUUGGCAUUGUCAAGGAUGCCAACGACAAUUUGCUCGACAACAAGGAUGUGCAUCUGCACAUGCCUGAGGGUGCGAUUGGCAAAGAAGGACCCUCUGCCGGUGUUGCCUUUACUGUUUCACUCACAUCACUGUUGACCAACCGACCGGUAGCGCCAACGCUGGCCAUGACGGGAGAAGUGUCGCUUCGUGGAAUGGUGUUGCCUGUGGGCGGAUUGAAGGAGAAGUUGCUUGCUGCUCACCGUGCUGGUAUCACCAAGGUGAUCUUGCCCGCCCAGAACCAGCCCAACGUCGAAGCUGAUGUACCGAAGGCGGUGCUCGAUGACCUCGAGGUUCAUUACGUGAACAACGUCUGGAGCGCUCUCAACCACGCAUUCGGCCAAGGUCCUUGGUCGUCCAAGGCGAAGGAGAUGGAGGAAAUGGAAAGUCAAGAGUUGAUCGCGCAAUCUUCACCCCGAAAGGAGAAGAUCAAGGAGGACGAUGGUGCUAGCCAGGAUCAACCAGUCAACUAG